This is a messenger RNA of Colletotrichum chrysophilum, 1455 nucleotides long. RefSeq lists its product as uncharacterized. Gene Ontology annotation, biological process: ubiquitin-dependent protein catabolic process. The transcript is spliced from 3 exons. Gene Ontology annotation, cellular component: COP9 signalosome. The record is from RefSeq and is a predicted model, not a curated record. Bases 1 to 1455 code for a protein of 484 amino acids. NCBI's taxonomy places the organism in Eukaryota, Fungi, Ascomycota, Sordariomycetes, Glomerellales, Glomerellaceae.
AUGGAUGCCACCCUCCUCUCCUUUGAACCCGACCAGGGCAUGUCCGAUGAGGUCUACGAUAGCGCGCUCAAAAACCAUAUCGCACAGAUCUCGAGGCUUUUCAAGGACCUGGGAAACGAAGUCGUGGCCAAUGCCCCUCAGCUCCUAGAGAUCGUGAACCCCGCCACGCACUCGGUUGCCUUCCUUGCGAUUCUCAACACAUUGAAGCGCCUCGACGAUACCGGCCGUUCCAUACCUGCCGACGCCUUCCGAGAAUACACCCUCAAGUUCCUGCUGUCCUUCGAUCCGAGACAAAUACGCUACGUUGGUGAUGCCUUUUCCGAUCUGGUCAAGGAUGUCGUGGAUUGCAAGUUCUACCCGGCCCGUCAAGCUAUCGAGAUUGUCGCGAUCGUGCUCAGAAGACUCGACCCCGAUUGCGCGGUGCUCACGAGCCACCAUGUUGCAGUGGUCAAAAUGGCCUACGAGACCGAUAACAUUGACCAAGUGCUUCCCUUGGUCGAGAAGCCAUGGGUUUUCCUCCCCGGAAUGAAAGACCAAAGCCAGCCAGCCUACCUCUGCGAUGUGACAGCCUCCCCCGCCUCGUACAUCAACACAAGCACACACCUUAGCCAGAAACUCACCCGGGAGGAGGUCAUGCAACACGAAUGGGUCACCGCUCAGAUAUUCACCGCCAAGCUGAGGUGGGCUGAUGCGCACAAGGCAUACCAGAGAAUCAUCAGUUGGCCAACAAGGGACGGAGCUACGAGCAAAAUCAUGACCGACGCCCACAAGCGAUGGAUUCUCACAGGCCUCCUGACCCUCGGCCAAACCCCCACUCCUCCGAGCUUCAUCGCACCCGCUGCCACUAAGAACUACGCCUCACUCUCGAAGCUGUACACCGAUAUUGGCGCGCUAUUUUCCACUGUCAACGCCGAGGAGCUCAAGAGCGCGGUCGAGGCAGGUACACCAACCUGGGUCGAUGACCAGACUACAACGCUGCUGAAGGAAGUUGUGAAGGCGUACCAAAAGUGGCAGAUUCUUGGCCUUGCAGACGUCUAUCAGAAGAUUGGCGUCUCAGAGAUUCGCGAGAAAACUCUCAGUGCAGAGACAGCGAAGAGUUUGGGGACAGACGUCGAGACAGAGGCGCUUCUCCAAGAUAUGAUCAGCAGUGGAAUGCUUGUCGGCGCGCUGGAGACCAGCCCUGACGGCGCGAAGUGCCUUACGUUUCUCCCACGCGAUCAAGAGAUUGAGCACACCGAGUAUAAGAGGAAGAUUACGGACGAUGCCCGUAUCGAGACGCUCAACAAAUGGGCCAAGGCAAGCGACGCCCGGCUCAUGUUUUCGAAGGACUACGCUAGGCACAUUGACCGCGAGGCCAAGCGUUCACAAAAGGAUUCGUCCAGCCAGCAUGUCGAGAUGUUCGAGACAUCUAUCGAGGAUGAGGAUCUCAUGACUGGCAUUCAACCGACUCGCUAG